AUGGCCCUCCCAGUUCUUGCAAAGAAAAUGAAAAAGUUUGUUGCUCUUCAGUUUGCUAAUAUGAAAUUUCUGUUGACUCUGGCGGCAAGUCUUGGAUCAUCAAAGUUUGAGAAGAAUUAUAAAAUUAAAGCGGAAUUAGGAAGAGGAGGAUUCGGAGUGGUCUACAGAGCAGUCCGAAUGUCCGACAAUACCACUGUGGCCGUUAAAUUUGUCAAAGCAAAACGUGUGAAGCAAUGGGGUGAAAUAAAUGGGAAAAAGGUACCAAUGGAAAUCUGUAUGUUGAUGAAAUGUUCUGAAAUCGAUGGAGUAAUUCGUAUUCUCGACUGGUACAGUAUCCCAGAAGGAUUCUUAAUCGUCAUGGAGCGUCCUUAUCCUAGUAUUGAUAUGUUUGAUUUUGUGAGAACACAUGGGAAACUGAGCGAAGAGAUAACACACUUUUUGUUUCGACAAAUCGUAUCAACAGUUUAUGAAUGCGCUCAAAACCAAGUUCUUCACAGAGAUUUGAAGGAUGAAAACGUAGUGAUUGACCUGGCUACCGGUACAACAAAACUAAUCGAUUUUGGUGCUGCUACUGAAUUUCAACGACGUCCAUAUUCACAUUUUCAUGGAACAGUCCUGUGUUGUCCCCCAGAAUGGCUCCGAAAAUCUCUUUACCUCGGAGAAGAAGCAGCAGUAUGGUCAUUGGGAGUUCUACUGUAUGCUUCAAUCAAUGGUCGUCUACCUUUCCGUAAUGAGACGGAAAUUUGCACCGCCCAUCUUCUCGGUCCACUUCUGUACCAUGCUAAGGUUUCCACAGAAGUGAAAGAUUUGAUCGACAAUUGUCUUUCAUUCGAUCCAUUCGAUAGAUGUUCUCUCGAAGAAAUUAUGAACCAUCCAUGGGUCAAAAAACAGCCGAUAUCUUGGGAACUGCUUACAGAAAAGAAACGUGAGGAGGAAGUAUCGAUCGAUUUGAAAGCUGAUUCGGAUGCAGUCGAAUGUUUUUAG
Messenger RNA from Caenorhabditis remanei, 984 nucleotides. RefSeq lists its product as uncharacterized. The transcript has 3 exons. Gene Ontology annotation, biological process: negative regulation of apoptotic process; protein autophosphorylation. The record is from RefSeq and is a predicted model, not a curated record. NCBI's taxonomy places the organism in Eukaryota, Metazoa, Nematoda, Chromadorea, Rhabditida, Rhabditidae. Gene Ontology annotation, molecular function: ATP binding; protein serine/threonine kinase activity. Gene Ontology annotation, cellular component: cytoplasm. Bases 1 to 984 code for a protein of 327 amino acids.